AUGGUGGAGCUGGAGAAACAAAGAAUGCAGUUUGCAAAGGAUUUGGAAAUUCAGAGAAUGGUCUUCAUGGAGUCACAGGUCCUGCUUGAGACGCUAAAGCGUGCUAAACGCAGCUCGGGAAAUAGUCCCUUCACGAACACGAGGAGCCACGGCUCAAUGGCUGCUGCACCUACCCAUUUCUCAGCGUCCACAACCGAUUCAUUUUCUAAACCCUUAAUGCCUCCUGCUCGAGCGCCGGCAACCUCCUUGGGUUUCCUAUCAUCCUCGUCCCCUUCCCUUAAGCCGCUCCGGGCCGCGUCUCCUUCUUCCUGCUCUGCUCUGGCGGCGUCCACCCCCGCCAUUAAGACCCCUGCACCCCUGGAUUUCCAAACGUCACUCUUCACAAAGGAGAAAAUCAACCUAGCCGGUGACGAUGAGUACAUUGUAAGAGGUGGACGAAACUUGUUUAAGUUGUUGCCAGAUGCAUUCAAGGGUAUAAAGCAGAUUGGAGUAAUUGGUUGGGGCUCACAGGGAGCUGCACAAGCUCAGAACUUAAGAGAUUCUCUUGCUGAAGCAAAAUCUGAAAUUAUUGUCAAGAUUGGUUUGAGGAGAGGAUCAACUUCAUUCGCUGAGGCCCGUGCUGCUGGUUUUACCGAAGAAAAUGGGACCCUGGGUGACAUAUGGGAAACUGUUUCCAGCAGUGAUUUGGUGCUGCUUUUGAUAUCAGAUGCCGCUCAGGCUGAUAACUACGAGAAGGUGUUCUCCCACAUGAAACCAAAUAGCAUACUUGGACUUUCCCAUGGGUUCCUCUUGGGUCAUUUGCAGUCAAUGGGUCUUGACUUCCCGAAAAACAUCAGUGUGAUAGCUGUAUGUCCCAAGGGAAUGGGACCAUCUGUAAGGAGGUUAUAUGUUCAAGGGAAGGAAAUUAAUGGUGCUGGUAUUAAUUCCAGUUUUGCUGUUCACCAGGAUGUUGAUGGGAGAGCUACUGAUGUUGCCCUUGGGUGGUCUGUUGCCCUUGGUUCACCUUUUACUUUUGGUACCACAUUGGAGCAGGAGUACAAGAGUGAUAUCUUUGGGGAGCGAGGCAUUUUGCUUGGCGCUGUGCAUGGUGUUGUGGAGUCCCUAUUCAGAAGGUACACUGAAAAUGGAAUGAGUGAGGAUCUUGCUUACAAGAACACUGUGGAGAGUAUUACCGGAAUCAUAUCGAAGACUAUAUCAACAAAGGGUAUGCUGGCUGUCUAUAAUGCAUUAAGUGAAGAUGGAAAGAAAGAAUUUGAGAAAGCAUACAGCGCUUCGUAUUAUCCAUGCAUGGAAAUCCUCUACGAGUGCUAUGAAGAUGUAGCAAGUGGCAGUGAGAUAAGGAGUGUUGUCUUGGCUGGCCGUCGCUUUUAUGAAAAGGAAGGUUUGCCUGCUUUCCCGAUGGGCAAAAUUGAUCAGACACGGAUGUGGAAAGUUGGGGAAAAAGUUCGAGCGGCACGUCCAGCUGGUGACUUGGGACCUCUGUACCCUUUCACUGCAGGGGUCUUUGUGGCCCUCAUGAUGGCCCAGAUUGAAAUUUUACGGAAAAAGGGGCACUCUUACUCGGAGAUCAUCAAUGAGAGCGUGAUCGAGUCUGUUGAUUCAUUGAACCCCUUCAUGCACGCCCGGGGUGUUUCUUUUAUGGUGGACAACUGCUCUACAACGGCUCGGUUGGGAUCAAGGAAGUGGGCCCCAAGAUUUGACUACGUUCUAACCCAGCAGGCGCUGGUUGCAGUGGACAAUGCUGCCCCUAUCAAUCGGGACCUCAUCAGCAACUUCCUUUCAGAUCGCGUGCAUGGGGCCAUUCAAGUAUGUGCUCAGCUAAGGCCUACCGUUGAUAUUUCGGUGCCUCCUGAUGCUGAUUUUGUCCGUCCGGAGCUCAGGCAAACUGCCAACUGA
Molecule: messenger RNA, 1896 nt
Organism: Striga hermonthica
Lineage: Eukaryota; Viridiplantae; Streptophyta; Magnoliopsida; Lamiales; Orobanchaceae
Source: the annotation of a GenBank genome assembly